Molecule: messenger RNA, 1644 nt
Organism: Cannabis sativa
Lineage: Eukaryota; Viridiplantae; Streptophyta; Magnoliopsida; Rosales; Cannabaceae
Product: flotillin-like protein 4
Exons: 2
Coding region: 57-1496 (479 amino acids)
Biological process (GO): protein localization to plasma membrane
Cellular component (GO): plasma membrane; plasma membrane raft
Source: RefSeq, a predicted model, not a curated record
AUACAAAACUUGUCUCUUAAUUAAAUUCAUUAUCAUUGUAAAUACAAUAUAUAGCAAUGUAUUAUAAAGUUGCAAAGGCAUCGGAGUAUCUGGCAAUCACCGGAGCUGGAAUCAACGAUGUAAAACUCUUGAAAAAGGCAUGGAUUUUACCAGGUCAAUCAUGUACAGUCUUCGAUUUGUCUCCGGUCAAUUACACCUUCGAAGUCCAAGCCAUGAGCGCCGAGAAGCUCCCUUUCAUCCUCCCCGCCAUCUUCACCAUCGGUCCUCGCAUGGACGACAUGAAGAGUCUUGAACUUUAUGCCAAGCUCAUGUCGACCCACGACAGGCUCUCUAACCACGUUAAAGAGCUUGUCCAGGGAGUCAUCGAGGGCGAGACACGUGUUCUUGCUGCCUCGAUGACUAUGGAACAGAUCUUUAGAGGUACUAAAGAGUUUAAAAGAGAAGUGUUUGAUAAAGUUCAACUCGAACUUAAUCAAUUUGGGCUUUUAAUUUACAACGCUAAUGUGAAACAACUCGUUGAUGUGCCGGGACACGAGUAUUUCUCUUAUUUAGGGCAAAAGACUCAGAUGGAAGCGGCGAAUCAGGCUAAGAUUGAUGUGUCUGAGGCUAAGAUGAAAGGAGAGAUUGGAUCUAAACUCAGACAAGGUCAAACGGUUCAAAAUGCGGCCAAAAUCGACGCGGAGACAAAGAUUUUGUCGACGCAAAGGCAAGGAGAAGGUAUGAAGGAAGAGAUUAAGGUUAGGAGUGAAGUGAAGGUGUUUGAGAAUGCGAGAGAGGCUGAGGUGGCUGAGGCUAACGCUGAGCUGGCUAUGAAGAAGGCCGCGUUAACUAGGGAUGCACAAGUGGCGGAGGUUGAGGCGGCCAAGACGGUGGCAAUUAGGGAAGCUGAGCUUCAAAAAGAAGUUGAGAGAAUGAAUGCUUUGACAAUGACUGAGAAACUCAAGGCUGAGUUCCUCACCAAAGCUAGUGUUGAAUAUGACAUUAAGGUGCAAGAAGCAAAUUGGGAGCUGUACAAGAAGCAAAAAGAAGCAGAAGCAAUUUUUUACGAAAAACAGAAAGAGGCAGAGGCAAAAAAGGCGAUAGCCGAAGCCGAGCUAUACGCACGGCAACAAGCGGCGGAGGGAGAAUUGUAUGCAAAGAAGAAGGAGGCAGAGGGACUCAUUGCUUUGGGUUCAGCUCAAGCCACAUAUGUAACCACUCUUCUACAAUCUCUUGGAGGUAACUACCAUGCUUUGAGAGACUAUCUCAUGAUUAACAAUGGUAUGUUUCAACACAUUGCCAAGAUCAAUGCUGAUGCUGUUCGUGGUCUUCAACCCAAGAUUAGUGUAUGGACUAACGGUAACGGUAAUGAAGGAGAUAAUAACAAUAAGGCUAUGAAAGAGGUUGCUGGAGUUUAUCAAAUGUUACCACCGUUAUUUAAGACAGUUCAAGAACAGACUGGAAUGUUACCACCAUCUUGGAUGGGAACCUUGUCCAAUGAUUCUCUUAAAGACUAAUCUUGAUAACUUUAUUAUCUCUUUUUUGGAUUUUAUUAUAUAUUUGUUUUGUUCAAGAGUUUUUUGUUUGUUGUUUUGUAAUUUCAUGGCAUAGUGUUUGAUAUGCUUUUAAAAAUGAUGUAAAGGGAUUAUUAUAUUAUAUAAUAAA